Molecule: messenger RNA, 2529 nt
Organism: Misgurnus anguillicaudatus (oriental weatherfish)
Lineage: Eukaryota; Metazoa; Chordata; Actinopteri; Cypriniformes; Cobitidae
Gene: prlh2r
Product: prolactin releasing hormone 2 receptor
Biological process (GO): G protein-coupled receptor signaling pathway
Cellular component (GO): neuron projection; plasma membrane
Molecular function (GO): neuropeptide Y receptor activity; neuropeptide binding
Source: RefSeq, a predicted model, not a curated record
AUAUUAAAUAUAAACCAAAAACUUGAAAUUAUGAAAUGUAGUGGAGUAAAAAUUAUGAUAAUAUGCUUUGGAAUGUAUAUUUUCCAAAGAAAAACACUGAUAAAAUACGAAUACUUAAAAAUGUACUUUUAUGUAGAAAGUAAAAAUACUUAAGUAGUGUCCGCCUCUGUAUAACUCAGAUUGUGUUUGGCUGAAAGAAAGGCGCAUAUAUCUUGGAUGGCUUGAGGGUAAGCCUAAGGACUUAUUUUUAUUUUUGGGUGAACUAUUCCUUUAUUAUCAUGAGUCAUUCUCACUUUACAUUGUUUACAUCUCUGCACAUCAUCUGUGUAGUAGCCUAAUAUAUUAUGUGUUAUCUUACUUUUAUUCUCGUCUUUUUCUUUUUUUGUAUAGUUCAUUAUUUGAACUUAAUUUUGUCUUAUUUUUCUAAAAAGAUUAUGCAAGAUCUACAUUUCACUGCUUGUUGUAUGCCACAAUCUUAAAAUGGCUGGGUUAUUUUUGACCCAAAAUGGGUAAAUAUUGGACAGAACACCUGCUGGGUUAAAAAGUCCCCCGUGCUGGGUUAAAAAUUACCCAAUGUUGGGUUGUUGUUAUGUAACCAUGCUGUAUAAUAACCCAGCAGUUGGGUUAAAAUAACCCAGCAUUGGGUCAAUUUUUAACCCAGCACGUGUUCAAGGGGCAUAGCCACAAGGGGGCCUGGGUGGGCCUUGGCCCCCUCAUUUACAUGUCCGGCCCCCUCAGAUUUCCAAUUGCUUAAAAUAAAAUAAGGAAAUAUUUAUUUCUUAGUCUGAUUGAUAGAUUGACCAAUCAAAAUGUUGCGUGGUAAAAUGCAGCUAUUUUCAAACUUGAUUGGAUUAGCUCAUGUCACGCACUGUUGUGCGUAACUUACGCUGUCAUCUUCGCAUAAGAGUUCAUUAAUAUUCGGUGACAAUGUGCCAUCUACAUUCAUAUAUAUAGUUGAGUUGCCCCCUCAUUUUAGGAUAGGACCCCCCAAAAAUAAAAUUCUGGCUACGCCCCUGAUGUGUUGUGUUCUGUCCAAUUACCCAUUAUGGGUCAAAAAUAACACAGCCAUUUUUAGAGUGCAUAAUACAUAUCAUUAGUUAACAUCUUUAGGUAAAGGAUUUAACUUGGUGAACUCUUUAUUAGCUCACUUUUUUACUGUGCUUACUUUUUUACUUGUCCACAUUGUGACCAAAUCAAUUACAGGAUUUUAAGAAAUAACCAAACUUACCAUGUCUAUUUGUUUGAAACAGGUAACAGCUUGUAGCAUGACAAACAUGGACUAUAUCUAUAACGAAACCUGGAACAACACAACCAUAAAUGCGUUAUCCUCAUCAUUCACUGGACUCCAGCUUCUGAUGGAUCUUAAACCUCUCUUCAUACCUCUUUAUGCCAUGCUGGUCCUCGUAGCAAUCUCUGGAAACCUCCUCCUCCUCAUCUUCAUCGGCCUGAACAAGAAACUUCACAGCACUACCAAUUUCCUGAUUGGAAACCUGGCCCUGGUUGACCUAGUGAUGUGCCUGUCCUGCGUUCCUCUGACUGCGUUUUACGCCUUUAAUGAGCGCGGUUGGAUUUUCGGCCGGUUUAUGUGCCACUUUGUUACUCUCAUGCAAACGGCAACUGUGUUUGCUGCGGUUUUAUCUCUGACUGCUAUUGCAGUGGACCGUUAUGUAGUGGUCGCCUACCCUAUUAGGCGGCGUGGAGGUAAAUGUUUCUGCACAUGUCUGGUGUUCAGCAUAUGGCUAUGCGCUUUGGCGAUGUCCACCCCUACUGCUCUACACACCGUGUACCUGGAUCUGAGCGCAGCGGGCCACGAAAUGAUUAUCUGUGAGGAGUUCUGGACCGAGCAGGAGCUCGGUCGCCUAAUAUAUUCCUGUUUUUUCCUGGUCCUCUCCUAUUUUGUUCCUCUAGCAGCGGUUUCCAUCUCAUAUUGUGCAAUUUCUUACCACCUGCAGCACAGAGCUACACCUCGGUUAAUGGCCGCCACGCCCUCCAACCAGGAAAAGUGGGGACGCAGGAGGCGCAAGACGUUCCGACUACUGCUGGUGUCCGUUCUUUCGUUCGCCUUCUCCUGGCUCCCGCUACAGGUGGUGAACCUCAUCCGUGACCUCGACACCGACUUCGCCAUCUUGAACAAGAAUCACGUCAAUGUGGUUCAGGUGUCGUGCCACCUGUUAGCCAUGAGCUCAGCCUGCUACAACCCCUUCAUCUACGCCUCCCUGCACAACAAGUUCCUGCUGUAUCUUUGUCAGAACAUAUUUCAAAGAAGACCUCAUCACACCCAGAGCAGCCUCACAACCUCGAGCCGCAUGAUCCGCGUACGUACUUCCAGUACUCUUGCUGACAUCCCCAUGGCCAUUAGCAAGAUCUCACAAGACUGAAUCCUAACCCGUCUGAGAAAAAGUGUAUCUGCAGGUGUAGGACUGAAGACAGAUUCUGUUCUAUAGCUCAACUGGCAGAUGAUGACAUUAACAACCUCUGAAUCAUGAUAAAAGGUGCAAAAGUUGUCACUGGGAAGGUGCCCUUUUAAAA